Molecule: messenger RNA, 3940 nt
Organism: Nerophis ophidion (straightnose pipefish)
Lineage: Eukaryota; Metazoa; Chordata; Actinopteri; Syngnathiformes; Syngnathidae
Gene: akt3a
Product: v-akt murine thymoma viral oncogene homolog 3a
Exons: 15
Coding region: 858-2309 (483 amino acids)
Biological process (GO): protein phosphorylation
Molecular function (GO): ATP binding; protein serine/threonine kinase activity
Source: RefSeq, a predicted model, not a curated record
UUGUGGUCCCUACGAGGCAACGCGGGAUGUUGGAAUAAGAUGAUGCGGAGUUAGCUCGUUCACGGUGCGCAAGAAGACGAGACGGGCGCCUCAUUGACAAACUCCGAAAGACGAAUUCGAGGCUUUUAGGGUGUGAAGGUAGGAUGUAGGAGGCGAAUUUUAGCGCGUGUGUUUAUGUUUGUGUGCGUGGGAGAGUCGGGGGAACAGCGGGCGAGCCUCGGCGCCACGUGACGUCACGACGAGCUUCCCCGAAAGUCAAAACAAGCGUUGAUGCGGUAACGGCGCUUCCCCGCUUUUGCUCGUCGGAAACCCGUCAAAAGGAAGAUUCCGCACAUGGGAUUUGGAUUGUAAACAGCGCAAGGACAACCGGUAUAAAACGCCGCUUACUCCUAUGAGCGGCAACUAAAGGGAAAUAAAGAGCCGGGGCUCCGAGGAUCGCACCUGCUGCUUCAGAUCUCGGAACAGCACAGAAUCGAGAUGGGCGUGGCUUGCAUGGUAGAGCGGAGGCCGCCAGCAAUUUGAGGCUGAGUCACUGCCGGUGAGGAGAAAGGUCUGGAGAGGAGGAGGAGGAGGAGGUGGUGGCAGCAGAGGAGGACAACAAGAACUAAAAGAAACGGAGCGAGAGAAAGAUAAAACACAACAGGAAGCACGACGACAGACACACACACGUCGAGUGUUUGUGUCGGCGAGUAAGAGAGACAGACCGCGUGAACGAGAGGGCGAACAGCAAAGGAAGGGAGGGAGAGUGACGCGAGGCUGGGAGAGCCGCCCCCCCCUCCUCCACCUCCUCUCCUCCCCUCCCUCUCGCUCUCUGUGGAGCAGGCGUGUAGCGGCAACACACUCGGCGUGGAGGAACCAUGAGCGAUGUCACCAUCGUUAGAGAGGGAUGGCUUCAGAAACGGGGUGAAUACAUAAAGAACUGGCGGCCACGUUACUUUUUGCUAAAGACGGACGGCUCUUUCAUCGGCUACAAGGAGAAACCUCAGGACGCCGACCUCCCCUACCCGCUGAAUAACUUCUCUGUAGCAAAAUGCCAGCUGAUGAAGACGGAGCGACCCAAGCCGAACACCUUUAUCAUACGCUGCCUGCAGUGGACCACCGUCAUUGAGAGGACCUUCCAUGUGGACUCACCUGAUGAGAGGGAUGAGUGGACAGAGGCCAUCCAGAUGGUCGCAGACAAGCUGCAGAGGCAAGAGGAGGAGAGGAUCCAGUGUAGCCCCACCUCCAACAUUGACAACAUGGUGGAGGAGGAGAUGGACAUCUCCACCACACACCACAAACGCAAGGUUGUAACAAAUACAAUGAGCGACUUUGAUUACCUGAAGUUGUUAGGAAAAGGAACCUUUGGGAAAGUGAUUCUGGUCCGGGAGAAGGCCAGUGGGAAAUACUACGCCAUGAAGAUUCUGAAAAAAGAAGUUAUCAUCGCCAAGGAUGAAGUAGCGCACACCCUCACAGAAAGCCGAGUACUGAAAAACACCAGACACCCCUUUCUCACCUCAUUGAAGUAUUCAUUCCAGACAAAAGAUCGCCUCUGUUUCGUCAUGGAGUACGUUAAUGGAGGAGAGCUGUUUUUCCAUUUGUCCAGAGAGCGGGUGUUCUCCGAGGACCGCACGCGCUUCUACGGCGCCGAGAUCGUGUCGGCCCUCGACUAUCUGCACUCAGCCAAGAUCGUGUACCGGGACCUCAAGCUCGAGAACCUGAUGCUGGAUAAGGACGGCCACAUCAAGAUUACAGAUUUCGGCCUCUGCAAAGAAGGCAUCACGGACGCCGCCACCAUGAAGACUUUCUGCGGCACGCCAGAGUACCUUGCACCCGAGGUCCUGGAGGACAACGACUACGGCCGGGCGGUGGACUGGUGGGGUCUGGGAGUGGUGACGUACGAGAUGAUGUGCGGACGGCUGCCUUUCUACAACCAGGACCACGAGAAGCUGUUUGAGCUCAUCCUAAUGGAGGACAUCAAGUUCCCGCGCACCCUUUCAGCCGACGCCAAGUCGCUGCUGUCCGGCCUGCUCAUUAAAGACCCCAACAAAAGACUUGGUGGCGGACCAGAAGAUGCCAAGGAAAUAAUGAGACACACUUUCUUUGCUGGGGUGGACUGGCAGGAUGUGUACGACAAAAAGAUGGUUCCUCCCUUCAAGCCCCAGGUGACGUCAGAGACGGACACCAGGUAUUUUGACGAGGAGUUCACGGCACAAACCAUCACAGUGACGCCGCCUGAGAAAUUCGACGAGGACGGGAUGGACUGUCUGGACAACGAGAGGCGGCCGCACUUCCCGCAGUUCUCCUACUCUGCCAGCGGGCGGGAAUGAACUUGUCCCCAAUGGUGACAUCAUCACAGCUGGUCUACGAGCUCAUCAGUGCGGGACGAGGACAGCACAGACCCACACUUUCGGACUGAACAACCCCCCUUUUGUCUAGGGGUCCUGUGGGGAGGGGGGCCCCGCCCCUUUCCAGCCAUCCUAUUGGUUCAUGAACGGAGCUCGUUAAGAUACGAACGUCCGGUUAGCCGCGAGCGCUGACGCGGGAGGGGACUGCUGUGCUUUGACGCCUCUGCUCAGCCGUCCCGCCCGUGGCUUGUGGAGGCGGACUGCCACCGGCGGCUUUAUCUCAGGCUUCCUGCGCGCGCCUCAAUCAUUCUGGGGUCCACCGAGGGGGUCCAGCAGGCCACACGUAGGCAGAAUUCCACUCAGGUUCCACUCGAUGCAAUCCAUUCUCCUCGUUGCUGCUAUUCCAACACCCACCACUAGGGACAGGUAAACACCAACCCCAACCCCCCCCCCCCCCCCCCCCCCCCCCACCCUGCUGCUAAUGCGGAGCUACGACACAUCAACAUGGAGUGAAGAAAACAAGAUGUCAGGUGUGCGUGCGAGGAGGUGGAAGGCAGCCAAUCAGAGCACAGCAGUCCCCGCCGAGUCAGCCGUGACGUCAGCGAACACGCUCGCUCCAAUGUUGUCACCCAGGAAGCUUUACGGACCAUCCAUCAAGGUACUUCUUUAUUCUUGCACUCAUACUUUUAUAUUUGACUUUUUUUAAUGCCAACACGCUUUGUUAGGGCUGAGAAACAAAACUAAAGAAUGUAGGAGGACAAAACGUGUCGCGUUCCCUCCGCCAAGGAAUUAUUUAUGAUUUAUUUAUUGUUAUCGGCUCCUUGGGCAACGGUGUUGUCCACUAGAGGGCGCCCGCGAGCACAGGCCUCCACCAAGGUUACUUGAGUGGCUCUUUCUUCUUCCCCCCCCCCCGCCGGUGGAAAAGUGCGAUGAGAACCACAGAACCAAAAUCGGGGCUUUAUGGCACGGGAGCAGAGCGACAAAAGCGGGGCGCACGUCUCCGUCCUGGCUGCUAAGUCAACAAUGAAUGUUUUAUUUAACUUUUAGCUCAACAUCAACCACACUGGACUCUCGCUUUUAACAAACUGAUGCAAAUUAGCUUUACCGCGCACUCGUCCAGUGCGUGAAACGUAAGUCCAGACUAAUAAUAUCAAGACGAUAUUUUGUUUGUACCUUACCUUCUUUUUACACUUGAAUGGAUACUCAAUUGGGAAACAUUGCCCAUGCAGAACAUCAACGGUUCUGUGAUGGCUAAGGUUUGACACUGGAACGGAUCAUUUUGUCAUUUCAGAAGCAGAAGACUUUGGUAUCAGAAGUAAGUCUUGUUGAGGAGGACGGGGGGGAUAGUGUGUGUUUGGCUUCAGAGCAGGGGUAUCCAACAAAUCUAUUCCAAAGUAAAAUCAUGGCAGGAUAAUCUAAAAAUAAAGACAACUUCAGAUUGACUUGUUUAAAAAUAUUCCAGGUACAUUCUGAAAGUUUUCGAACAUCAUUAAUCGUAUUAUUUGUUCUAUCUUCAGUAGUUGUAUUAUACACACUGAAUGAAUGUUAUACAGUGGGGCAAAAAAGUAUUUAGUCAGCCACCGAUUGUGCAAGUUCUCCCACUUAAAAUGAUG